AUUUAGAAGAUGAAGAAAAAACAGUUGAAAUUAUACAUCACAGAAAUUUAGAUCAGUUUGGUGAUACCUUGUCACAGUCGUUGGCAUCAUCUAUACAAACUAUGAUGAACAAUGUCAGUGUUGAUGUUGAUAAGAAGGAGAUAUUAACGGCUCCGGGGCUUUGGGUAGAGCUUACUGUUUUAAUAUUCGCAAUAUUAUUGACAUGCUUUAUGUUAAUGCCCAUCUUGACAACUAGAAAUCCAAAAAUGUUGUUGCCACUUAGUAUACUGGAUUUUGGAAUCAUAUCCAAUUCCAUUUUCAAAGAAUAUAAUGAUGAUGGCAGCUACAAUCAAAAAAUUUCUUGGCCAUUUGAUAUAGUUUAUUCACAAGAUAAGUCGUAUCGUUUGACUUCGGCGAAUGAAUCAGCCGAUAAUUAA
Entrophospora sp. SA101 is the source of this 416-nucleotide messenger RNA. The record is from the annotation of a GenBank genome assembly. NCBI's taxonomy places the organism in Eukaryota, Fungi, Glomeromycota, Glomeromycetes, Entrophosporales, Entrophosporaceae.